Grus americana (Whooping crane) is the source of this 3025-nucleotide messenger RNA. RefSeq names its product lengsin, lens protein with glutamine synthetase domain (gene LGSN). Lineage: Eukaryota; Metazoa; Chordata; Aves; Gruiformes; Gruidae. The transcript is spliced from 3 exons. The coding region runs from base 1 to 2466 and encodes 821 amino acids. The record is from RefSeq and is a predicted model, not a curated record. Gene Ontology annotation, molecular function: glutamine synthetase activity. Gene Ontology annotation, cellular component: membrane; cytoplasm.
AUGCAGCUGGUGGUAGUACUCCAUUGUGAUGUUCUGUUUCAUUCGUGCUAUUUGGUGCUAUUUGGUUGUAUAUUUUAUUGCUGGUUACAGAACACAUCUGAAAGUGACAAUGAUGAAGUUGAUGGCAACAAUAUAUGUGGUUUCAGAAAGAAAAAGGGAGUCAAAGGUCCUACAAAGUACGUUCCUCCUUUAGAAAAUGAGAAGAUGGAGCUGUCCUGCACCUCGAAAAUACCAGAUUCUUGUCCCCUUCAAGCGACCAGUGGUUCCUCAGAACCACCAUCAAAUGAGCCUCUUCGAAACCUGGCGAGCUUUCCUCCAGUACAAACGGACAGAGCGGGUUGUGGCAGUUCCCAUACCAGCAGCGACGUGAAAGAAGACAUGUCCGGAGAAAUGCAAGAAAUCCAGGAAAAUGCUGACACCAGGAAAAGAAUAAUAGGAAAAACUCACAAGGAAGUAGAUACACCAGCUAAAAUGGAGCAGCCCACGGGCCUGCAGCCUGCAAGGAACGCAGGGAAAGCUGGGUGCGCAGAGGCAGCACGCAGGGGAGAGGGCGCUGAGGAGGCAGAGAGUAAGCAAGAAGAACGGGGUGGGAUGGUAGAAAAAGAUGUGAAGUUUCACGUGACAAAGACGGGCUCCCUGGGCAGUACUGUAACCAUUCGAGGAAGCGGUACUGCCGAGUCCUUCACAGGGGCACCUGACAUUUCUAAGCGAAGUUUGCAAGAGUUGAAGAACCUGCUGAGUGAAGGUCCUCUGCCCGAUUACAGGCCCAAGUGCAGUGGCAAGGCAGGUGGCACUUUUUCUCAGAAAAAUUCGAAGCCCUGGGAGAAAACAGCUGACAAGCAGGGCCGACCCUUUGAGACUUUUAGUCCCCAUUUUGGAGAGGAGAAUCAAAAGUACCACAGCUUCCACAAGGAAGGAGUGGGGCAGCAGAGCAAACCUCUCCUGGUCCUCAGCUCUGCUGGGUCUGAUCAGCAGCAACCAGCGGGAAGUGACGUGGAUCAACUUAUUCUGAGACUACCGGCAGCUUCUACACAUGCAGAAAGCACGGCACCCGAGAUUCAGUUUGACUCCUCCGCAGGCCAAGCUGUGUCCAGCAGAGAGCCUGAUGUAAACGGCCUUGGAAGUCCAACUCUCCUUCACCUGUUCUCUCAUAUUGAAUUUAUUAAGCAGCAGAUGGCCAGGGACAACGUACAGUUUGUCAGAUUUGAAUCAAUAGACCUCCAUGGUGUGUCAAGAUCAAAGAAUGUUCCUUCUCGCUUUUUUCACGAGAAAGCAAUUCAUGGUGUUGCCAUGCCCAGAAGUUAUCUUGAGCUGACCCUGAAUCCUAAAGAUAAUGAAUUAGAUUACUUAAAUGCAACCAAUUUUAAUUGUGACAUAAUCCUGAACCCUGAUUUAUCAACGUUUCGUAUUCUGCCCUGGACUGAGCAGACUGCGAGAGUGAUAUGUGAUUCCUUCACUGUGCUGGGCAACCCGCUAAUGACCUCACCGAGGCACAUUGCCAAGAAACAGCUGAGCCAGCUUCAGGACAAUGGCUUUUCUCUACAGUCUGCCUUCACUUAUGAAUUUUGUAUUUAUGGCAUUACUGAGGUUGUAAAUUCAAAGACAAUAUCCUUUCCUGCAGCCACGAUACUAAAUAACCAUGACCAGACUUUCAUUCAGGAGCUCAUUGAAGGAAUGUAUUAUGCUGGUGCCAACAUUGAAAGCUUUUCUUCUUCCAGUGGGCCUGGACAAAUGGAGAUCACUUUUCAUCCAGCGUUUGGCAUAGAUGCUGCCGACAGUGCCUUCACGUUUAGAACAGGCAUUAAAGAGGUGGCUAAGAAGUAUAACUAUGUGGCUAGCUUUUUCUCAGAAUCGGGAUUCUACAAUUCGGGGGCUCUGUCACAUAGCCUGUGGGAUUUGAAUGGCCAGAAGAAUUUGUUUUCUGCUGGCUAUGGAGUUGAGGAGCUCUCAAAUAUUGGAAAAAAUUGGUUAUCGGGUCUCUUGGCACACACAGCAGCUAUCAGCUGCUUGAUGGCUCCUACCACCAGCUGCCGUAAGCCUUAUUCUAAGUACAGUAAAGAAUCAAAAGAGACUGUAAAUGCAAAAUGGGCAUAUAAUGAUAACAGCUGUGCCUUUAACAUCAAAUGCCACAGUGGAAAAGGCACUCGCAUAGAGAAUAAAUUAAGUUCUGCUACAGCAAACCCCUACCUGGUGCUUGCUGCUACUAUUGCUGCGGGUCUGGAUGGAGUAAAGAGAGGACUUAGGUAUGAUGAUAUGGUCCAGGAAGAAAAUCACACUGGUGAUCUGAAACAUUCGUCAGUCCCUCUGAAACUAGAAGAUGCUCUUGUUGCGCUUGAGAAAGAUUCGUGCAUUAAGGAAGCAUUAGGCGAAACUUUUGUUCGAUACUUUGUUGCCAUGAAACGUUAUGAGUUAGAAACUGAAGAAAUGGAUAGCGAAAGGAAUAAAUGCCUGGGGUAUUUUAUUUAGAAGGAGCACUCUUCUGUAGUGAUGCUGUGUAAAUGCAUACAGUGAAUGGCUAAGAAUCUUGAAAUUAGUAAAUAUAUUUAAAAAUGUUUGUAAUGCCUUGGGAUUUAUUUUUCCCCUCCUUUGUAUAGUACAUGGUGAUUCCAAUUUAUUAUUUGUGUACAUUCAGGACAAUUCAGUGCAAAGCGGAUAUUCAUGAAAUAAAAUUAACAGGCUUUUAAAAAACAGUAUUUUUUUUCAAUUUAAGUGAACAGAUCUGCUGGUGAAAAGAAGAAAAGAGAAGGUGAAAUGGAGAAAAGCAACUGUACAACUGUAAUAGGAUUGUAUAAUGUGCAGAAAAGUAGGAAUAAUGGAGACAGUGUGAGGGGGCAGGAGAACUGAGGAAGGAGGGGAAUUUCUUGUUCAGCAUCACUAUGGACUUUCUCCCAGCCUAUUCAGUAGCUGAAGGGUUGCUAAACCACAAGAAUUUGAGUUUGAUUUAUAACUUAGGCUAGAAUGAUGAACGUUGUAGAGAGCGAGCCAAAGGACCGAGGCUGUAGAACCUGGGAGUCAGGAAUCAGUA